AUGGCCAAUAAUAAAACACAAUGUUUUACAUGUAACAAAGAAAAAAUAACAUAUCGUUGUAAAGGAUGUUUAAAAGAAUUUUGUUUAACGGAUUUAACAGAACAUCAACAAAGAUUAAAGGAUGAAUUAAAUUGUAUUACGAAUGAUUAUGAUGAAUUUAAAGAAAGAAUUAAUGAACAAAAGCUUAGUCCACAAAAUCAUUUAUUAAGAGAACAAAUUAAUCAAUGGGAAAAAGAAUCAAUUGAAAUAAUUCAACACAAAGCACAAGAGUGCAGAGAAAACCUCAUUAAAUCAUCACAAAUAUGUAUUAAUGAUAUUGAAAUGAAAUUUAAAGAUUUAAAUGAACAAAUAAAACAAAUUCGUAAAGAAAAUGAAUUUAAUGAAAUAAGUUUCGAUUAUUUACGAAAUCAACUGAUGAAAAUGACACAAGAAUUAAAUAAUUUAUCAAAUAUGUCCAUUCAACAAGAUUCAAAAUCAUUUAUUAAUGAAAUUUCAAUUAUUUUCUCAAAAAAACCAGGAUGGGGCAAAUGGGAACAAAAUCCUAUCACUGUAGCUGGAGGAAAUGGACCAGGACACGCAUUGAAUCAACUCAGUCGCCCUUUUGGAAUCUUUAUUGAUGAAAACAAGAAUAUUUUCAUUGCCGAUCAUCGUAACGAUCGUAUUGUAGAAUGGAAAUAUAAUGGAAAAGAAGGACAAAUUAUUGCAGGUCGAACUGAAGAAGGAAAGCGAACGGAUCAAUUGAAUUAUCCAACAGAUGUGAUUGUUGAUCAACAAAGUCAUUCGAUCAUCAUUGCUGACUCGUUAAACAGAAGAGUAAUUCGAUGGUUGAAGCAAAAUCAACAAAUUCUCAUUGAAAACAUUGACUGUUAUGGCUUGGCAAUAGAUAAAAACGGAUUUCUUUAUGUUUCUGAUUACAAGAAGAAUGAAGUGAGACGAUGGAGAAUGGGAGAGUACAACAACGAAGGAAUUAUAGUAGCAGGUGGAAAUAAACAAGGAAAUAAACUCAAUCAACUCAAUCAUCCUACUGAUAUCUUUGUUAAUGAAGAUGAAUCUGUGUAUGUAUCAGAUACUGGCAAUCAUCGUGUGAUGAAAUGGAGAAAAGAUUCAAAAGAGGGAAGAAUUGUAGCUGGAGGAAAUGGUCAAGGAAGAAAUCGGAAUCAAUUGUCGUCACCUCGAGGAGUAAUUGUUGAUUAUUUCGGUCAAAUCUAUGUAGCAGAUUAUUUCAAUCAUCGAAUAAUACGUUGGUCUGAAGGAAAAGAAGAAGGUGAAAUUGUUGUUGGUGGAAAUCAAUUGAAUCAUCCCAAUGCUGGUAACUGUUUACAAAGUUCCUAUCAAUAUGCUAUUUUCAAUUCAUAUGGUCUUAGACGAACAACAAUUGAACGAAUUUAUCUUUGUGCUAAUAUUUCAAGUUUAACUUUUGGUACACUUAUUUCAUCACUUUCUGAUAAAUAUGGGCGUCGAACAGCAUGUAUUUUAUCCGCCAUAUUCUAUAUGAUCAGUUGUCUCUCACUUGUCAUGUGGAUUUUUUUCAUCGGAAGUGCAGCUCUUGGUAUAGCUCAUUCAUUAUACAAUACAAACUUUGAAGCAUGGCUCGUUCAAGCUCAUCAUAACAGUGGUUUAAGUGCUGACUCACUUAAACAGAUACUAGCAAAUUCAUUUGUUGUUCUAUCAGUCAUUGCUAUAGCAGUAGGCUUUGUUUCUGAGUACUCAGCAGAUCUAUUUGGAUAUGUGUAA
Adineta steineri is the source of this 1734-nucleotide messenger RNA. Lineage: Eukaryota; Metazoa; Rotifera; Eurotatoria; Adinetida; Adinetidae. The record is from the annotation of a GenBank genome assembly.